This is a messenger RNA of Xyrichtys novacula (pearly razorfish), 34937 nucleotides long. The record is from the annotation of a GenBank genome assembly. NCBI's taxonomy places the organism in Eukaryota, Metazoa, Chordata, Actinopteri, Labriformes, Labridae.
AUGGCUUCACAGGGUCAAAAGCUCACCUGGAUUUUGCUCCAAGCACUCCUGCUGGGAUCAACCUGCUCCGUUCACGGUUCCCUCGUGAAAGUCAACAAAGGUUUAAAGGUGAAACGGGGUCAGUCGGCCUACCUGCAGGAGGGUGACUUGCAGUUCCAGAUCCCCCGUCAGAAGGAUGCAUGCAAGGUGGAGGUGGUGCUUAAUGAGCCGAUAACUCAACGAGUGGGGAAACUCAUGCCCGAGGUAAGAGAAAGAUCCUCCUACAGUGAAACUCUGGGUUUGUUUAAACAAAACCGGAUAGUUUGAGUGUAUGCAGAGUUCACUUACAGCUCUGUUUGAGAGCUGAUGUGAUGAAAAACCAUGAAUAAUGCUAUCAGUAUUUUAGUAAUGGUGUCAAAAAAACAAGGCUUUUUCUUUUUUUGUCACCUCUCUCUUUGAUCAUAUCAUGUUCCUACAAACAUUUUAAUGUGUGUAGAGAUUUAAUACUCAAAAAAAGCUUAUAAACCUGUCUGGUUUAGCUAGGGCUGGGCGAUAAACUGAAAAUUUCCAGAUACUGAAAUUUACAACAAUAACCAACACCAUUUUGCCCAUGUCAAUAUAUUCAGGGUCAAAAAGAUAAUAAAAGUGGGUUUUGGAUGUGUAUGUAGGCUAUGGUGUCAUGUCCCUUAAGACGCUGUCCUACGUCAGAGAUGUGACUCCACCCCAUCCAGUCCGUAACAAAGAGGGAAAGACGGACGAGAAGAUGGAGGACAGUUGAAAAGUUAUAGAGGCUGGAGUGGUGCCUGAAGUACAUGAAGUUAAUGUGGGAGGGGUGAGCAGCUUGUGGAGUAGUUAUUGUCCAUUUAUCAUUAUCGAGGUGAACUGCUCAAUAUAUCGUGAUAUUGAUAUGAGGCCAUAUCGCCCAGCCCUAGGUUUAGUCCAAGUUAACACAGACAGUCUUUUCUAAACCUAAAACCAAUAAAAACAGUUGGGAAAUUGUAGCUUGAGCCCAUAUGUGACUAAAAUCAGGACUUUUCUGUUUGUGUCUUUGGCUUCUUCUGAGACAGCAGCCUCAUGUUUGCAGAAAUCAUUUUUGUAUUUUUUUAAUGUUUUAAUAAAGGCAAAAGCAGAUAUAAACAGCACAUAGAAAAACAGAAAAAUAGCAGCUAAUUUAUGGAUGCAGAGAAGUCUUUUUGACUCAACAUGAGAGCAAAAAUCCAGAAAAAAAACAAGAUUUUGUAUUGUAAAUAAAACCUUACAGUCAUAAUGAUAAACUGGUAUUAACCUUGAAAUAUGUCAUCUAUAGGAAAAAACACAUUGGCUAUCAUGGUUUAGUCAUUUGUUGGAGACAGUAGGGUUUACAGUGAAAAUCCUUGUUGGAUUUAGUCAUCCUGUGCAGCCUUGUCUUCUGCUGAGCAGAGACAGAGAGGUAUUUCUCAGAGGGAAAAUAGUCCAGACAUCGCUCUCUACAUCUUCCUUUGUUUUCUCAGCAGACAGGCAGCCUCCUCUCUAAUGACUCAGUGCUGACAGACACCGUCGUCUGUUGAACGUCCAGGAUGAGCCAUUUAUCAUACUUAACUGUAGAAAAAUAAAGUUGGAGGACUGGGCUUCAAAUGUACACUUUUACAUCAGCAGGUCAAAGUUUGAGCUUUUCUCACAACCUGUUUGAUGAGUUUGUUAGAUUAUUUUGAACCUGAGGUGCUUCAUGCACGGCUCUUAUUGCAGCUUUAGCCUAGAUCACAUAGAUUUAACCCUAAACCUAGGGCUUCAUGUAUAAACCAUGCAUAUUUUCUACUAAACUGAAGCUGAAAUACCCUCUCUGAGAGAAAAAUGCAGAAUUGAAACCUGUUUGGUUAGAAGAGAACUGCUCUUAGUGUUUUUUUCCAUCUUAUUCCAGGUAUUUGAUUGUCACUAUCUGGCAGAUGAGAUAAAAUAUGUCCAUAAUGGCUGUCCGCUGUUGAAGGAGGACACUAUCAAGCUACGACUCUACAGGUACAGCAUGUGUAAACUUUACUACGCCAACUCAUCUCCUUAAAUCUCCUCAUCUCCUUUGCCGAUAUUACAGUUUAAAAAUCUUGAUUUUCUGAUCCAGGUUCACAGAGUCGGAGACGUACAUGGAGGUGUUUUCUCUCCACGUGGAAAUCAUGGAACCUGAAUGCAGCAUCAUAAAACUGGGACCCAAAUCCCUGCAAGUUCCUGAGUUUUACGGCUUCUCCGAUGCUGUGGACAGAAACAUAGUGUCCUUCAACUAUGAGAGGAGGUCCAGUCUGGAGUGUAGCAUCCAUCUAAGUAAUCACGACACUCAUCUGCCGGCUCAUGGUCAGCUGGUCACCGGAGAGCCGGAGAAAGCUACGAAGAGAGGGGACGAGCCAGAGAGCUUUAUUCCACUCCGACAGCAGCUGGGUAAGACAGCAAGAAAAGUAUGAAACCUCAAUCAUCAGCAUAAGUGGUAUGCCUGGACAUAUAACGAAUGGUGUUAAACAAACAGUAAAGGACUAAGAAAAGAGCCAUGUGGGACUCCAUAAUUUAAAAAAUUGUAAUAUUAUUUUUUAAAUUUAUUGUAUUUUAUCUUUUAUUCUUUUAAUUUAUAUAUUUUUUUAUACUCCACAAUUGACAUGACUAAGUGAUUAUUAAGAGUUUGGAUGCAGGAGUCAAUUUUUCAAUAUUGUGAGUUUCAUGUCAUCCAUCUUGAUUUUUGUGAUUAUUCAGAUAAUAAAGAGAGAGCCAUGUGUAAAUCUGAGGACUGCCUGAAGGGUCUGAAGCUGGUGAAAUUCACUAAAUUCCCCUGUGAUGACUUCCUAAUGAUGGGGCUGAAAUAUCAGCACAUAGACCCUCCAUCUCCAGACAUGGACUACAUUGCUAUCAGGCUGGACUUGAAGGACACCAGGAGUGGCAGCAUUUAUAAGGUACCUCAGCUGCUUCGCUCAUAAAAGUUUAUUUUUCUUUCUUUUUUAUCUUUUACUGUAACUCUGUUUCCUCGGUAUAGUCUGAACAGGCCUGGAUCCCAGUUCAGAUACUUGGUGCGAUGCCCAACCAGCCUCCCAAACCAUCCUUCAUGUCCAUGUUCAUCCUGGAGGUGGACCAGUUUAUCCUCACGCCACUCUCCACCGCCACUUUGGACGCUGAAGACGAGGAAACCCCCAAACAGCUUUUAGUUUUCAACAUCACCAAACCCCCCGCUGACGGCUUCAUCACCCACCUGUCAGAUCACACCCGUCCAAUCACCUCCUUCACAUGGCUCGACCUCAAUGACAUGCUCAUCGGGUAUCAACCUCCAAACUCCUCACACACACAGCGCAGGAACUAUGAGGUGCAGCCUUAAUUUCUUACACUCAGACACAGCAAAAAACAUUUUUCGUGAUGUCAACAGUUUCUGGAGAUCUCUGUUUUCUUUCCAUCCAGGUGGAAGUUGAGAUUCAUGAUUUUUUCUUUGAGAAGAGCCAACCAGUGACCGUCCAUAUGUCUGUUAGAAACGCAGACACCAACGCACCCAGAGUGUCCUGGAACAUGGGUGAGCAUGCUGAUGUCACAAAUGCACAUGUGUUGAUUUUUUGGAUUAUGCAGCAGGGUCAUCCUGAAAAACUCAACUGAGAGGUCCCACUGUGCCUUCUGUAGUUUUACCUUACUGUAGCUUUAUGUUGAAAAAAAUAUGAUUUCUUUUUCUUGAAGGUCUCAGUCUGUUGGAGGGUCAGUCCCGGCCAAUUCUGUGGGAGCAGCUCCAGAUUGUGGACAACGACAACCUGAAUGCUGUCCGUCUCAUCACUGUGGACGGUCUGCAGCAUGGACGGCUCACAGUCAGAGGUACAGACUCAAAAGAUCUCAGCUUUCCUGCGUAUCAUAGCUUGUUGUAGCAAACCACCCAGUCUGCUCAGACCACCCGCUCUGUCUUUGUCGACUUCCAUUGAAGUACAUUUUUCUUCUUGACUUAAAACAGUGGUGUCACAGUUUGCUUGAUAUGCAGAUGAGUGGCCAAAAAGUUAAACUAAAGAGUGAUCUUAGCUUGCAGAUUGUUUCUGUUUCUGAAAAGUAGUUUUAGAUUACCAUGUUUAAGUAUCAUUAGUCUGUAUUUUAUAUUCUAAACUCAAAUUUUGGAAUAUUGUCUGAGUGUUUUUAAAGAUAAUUCCCUGUGUUUUAAGCCCUCUUAACCAUAACCUUAGAGUAUUAUCCUCCAGUUUACUUCUAAACAACAAUCCCUUGCAGAGGUGAUGCAUAUACCGAUAUAUUAAGUCUGACUUUUGUUUGAUUUGAUUCGUAUGUGUUAAAUUCAGGUGGUAAAGGUUUCAUGUUCACCAUCAAGGACAUCAAAGAUGGCAUGGUUCGCUACCACCAUGACGACAGCGACUCCACCAAAGACUUCAUCAUCUUCCGAAUCACCGACGGCCCCCAUCAGACCCGACACAAGUUCCCCAUCAAGAUCCUGCCAAAGGACGACAGCCCUCCAUUCCUGAUCACCAACAUGCUGCUGGAGGUGUCUGAGGGUCAGACGGCUCUGCUAAGAGGCUCCACCCUGCAGGCCUCUGACAUGGACUCCAGCGACGACUACAUCCUCUUCAACAUCACUCGUCCUCCACAGGCCGGAGAGGUCAUGAAGGUCCCUGGACCAGGACUCACAGGUUGGAAGAGUCCAUCAGUUAUCAUGACUUAAUUUUAAUCUCUUUAGAGUUUUCUCGAAUAAAACCACGUGGUGUUACCGUUGGUUUACAUCCAGGUUACCCCAUCAGCCACUUCCUGCAGAAAGACCUGUCCCAGUCGAUGGUGUACUAUCGACACCUGGGGAAUGAGGUGUUUGAUGACUCCUUUGAGGUGGUGCUCUCAGAUUUUCAUGAUCCUCCAAACCUGUCAGAGCCUCAGGUGAGUGAUAGCAACACAAGUCUGAGAGAGUUCGUUCACCAAUUUUUAAGAAAAUGGGAAACUUCCUUUAAUACAGCAAACACACUGUAAUUUUACAAAUCUCUGUCUUUCAAUGCAAGUUCAACUCAUGUAUCUUCACUUUUUAAUGACUUCUCAGUCAUUAGCUUUUAUAGUUAAAAGCUAAUAUUGUACAAGCUAACAUAUUUAAAAUGCCAGUUUUAUACAUUUUCUCUAAACAAUGUUAAUUAGUUUUUGUAUGAUUGCACUCUAAUAUUUGUUAAUGAGCACUUAACUCAUUGGUAAAAUCCUUUCAAAUUGAAAGGUGCCUCAAAAUCGUAAUGGGAUUUUGUAGAAGAGGAUGCAUCCUCUGCAGAGCAUGAAUGUGAGUUACAACUUCAGGGCAUUUCAUGCAAAGACGUCAAGUGAUUUCCUCAAAAUUACAAACAGGAACUGAAAACUGACAGUUGUGAAAACUCCAGGGAAUCACCAAAAUCAUCAAGAUAAUCCUUUGGGAACAGUUAAUGUUCGUAACAAUAAACUAAAAUCUAUCCAAGAACUCUCAAGACACCCUUCUAAGAAAAAAACAACUAGCAAAGAGUUAAAUAAUCAAUCUCACUGUGACAUUGAAGGUACAGUCAUUGAAUUUGAAUUGGGUUCAUCAUUUGGUGAGCAUGAUUGUUGGUGAUGUUAUUUCAAGGCUUUCCGUCCAAUAGUUGCCCAGUUAUUACCCUCAAAAACCUUGAAUGCAAACCCAAUAAUAGCAAUACAAAACUUUGCCUAAGUCCCUUGGGUAUAUCCUCAGAGGAUCACGUUUAACAUUUGUAUUUUGGACUGACGUUCAUCCAAAUAUUGUCUAGAUACCCCCCCCUUAAACACAGCUGUCAAACCUAUGAUUACCCUUGACAUAAACUCAGAGGUUUAUCAGAAUGAGUAGGAUGUAUCCUAUGGGGAACAUGACGUAGUUUUUCAGUGCAGUCCUCCCAAUAGGUUUCUAAUGAUUUUCUCAAAACCAUGAAUCUGUAUUUAACAAUAACAAUUGAGAAACUCCAGAGGGGUCACUAAAGUCAUGAGGUUUAUCUUCUGGAGACAACGCAUGUCAGGAAAUUUUGUCACCCUUUCCAUUAAAACCUUGCCCAUACUCUCAAAGAAUACCUGCUCAUACUCGGAUUUGCCUUGAGCAAAAAUCAAAGUAAAUUUUUGAGUUCACAGAAGCAACUUGAGGGUGGGCAGAAGGUCUGAAGGGUAUUGGAGAUCUUUGCAGUCUGGAGUGUAUCAGUACAAGCAGAGCAAUUUCGUGCACUAACCGAGUUUGCAUGGAAGCAUUACAAAAUCUGCAUGUGAAAAAAAUAUUUGAGUGAAGUGACCAAGCUGACUAAACACAGAUGAAAAUGAUUUCCCUGUGCAGGUGGUGGUGGUGCACAUAGAACCGGUUCCAGACCAACCACCUAAAGAGGUUCCUGGCUCCAGCCGCUGUCUUGUGGUCAAAGAAACAGAAGUGGUCCAUAUAACUCGACAACACCUUCACUUUGUAGACCAAGAGUCCCCGGACAGUGAGCUCAUGUAUACAGUCACCACUCCACCUUUCUACACCAGUCCGCAGAGGUAAACCUAUCCUCACCUGCAGAGAAAACCCAGAGUGGGAUCUCCACAGUAAAACUCCUCUGUCUGAAUUAUGUGUUUUUGUUUCUCAACGAGCAGUAGUCCAGACGCAGGGAGGUUGUUCUUGGUCGACAGCAUCCCUAAAUUUACCAAAGACCUUAAUGCACCUGUGCUGAGGUUAUUCACACAGGUAAGUCUUUUAGUUCUUAUUCAGUUACACAUCCGUCAACAAUAAAGUUUUACUUUGUUUGCUUUGUUUCCAGCAUGCAGUGAAUUUCAUGAAAGUCGCCUUCAUGCCUCCAAUCCUGGACAUCGGCCCGUACCCCCAGUAUAUCCAGUUUCUUCUGUCUGUAACAAACCACCUGGGCAAAACAGUGUCUGGGAUCUGUUUUAACAUCACUGUGAUGCCAGUGGACAACCAGCCUCCACAGGUGAGAAGAAACAGCCCUUUUUUCUCCAUUUUUCUGACUAGGACGUGUUAAUAUGAGAAAAAGCAUCAAAUAAGAAGAAUAAUUCUGUUUCCAGGUGAUCACAAACCUACUGACUGUAGAUGAAGGAGGAGAGUCCCGGCUCGGUCCUGAACACCUGCUGCUUUCAGACGUCGACUCCAUGGAGGAGAGCCUGCGGGUGGAGCUUCAGAGGGAGCCCCAGCAUGGAGCCUUGCAGCUGGGCAGCUCCCCACUACAACCAGGCCAGACCUUCACUGUGCAGGACCUGAGAAACCUUAAAGUUAGGUCAGACAUCUUACUUUGGCUAUUCGGUCUUUUGCAUAAUUUUUUUUACCUUAAAAAAACAAAUUCUAGGUAACUAGAUAAAUAGAUGACUCUCACUUUAUAAUCUUCAUCUUAAAAACUGGUAACUCUAGAUAUGCUUGGAGACUUUUGAGUGAUUAUUCAUCUCAACAGGUACACUCAUGACGGCUCAGAAACCGUAGAGGACAACAUACAUUUUUCAGCAUCAGACGGCACCAACUCUGUCAGUUUUGUCCUGCAAGUGAAGGUAAGUGUCUUAAAAUAAUUCAGAUUCACAAGGUUUAAUCAGGAAUUCAAGGUUUGGUCAGCUUCCCACUCCUGGUUACGGUGGCCCUGAGGUUCUGAAGCAAGAAAACUUCAUAAACACAAAGAAAUAUCACUUAAAAUUCAGGAACAUUUUAUGAUAAGCAAAAAAUAUUUCCUAAACCUCAAGGACAUUUCACAAAACAUGACAAUCUUUAUUGAGCACAGAACAAAUUCAUAUUAAGAAGUAUUUCAUAAAACACACACGUAAAUAUUCAGAAAUCAUGAAAAUGUGACAAAAAGAUAGGAGAUUUCACAAAUUUAAGAAUAUUUUUUGAACAAAAUAUCUCAAAAAAUGAAAAUUUCUCAUGCAUCAACAACACAUUUUGGCUCUAUAAGUAAUCUAAUGACACACAAAAUCCUUAAAGCUUUUUAUGUAAUGCAAGACUCAUCAAGCCCAAAAACUUUUCACACAGCCUGAAAAAUUAUAGGAACAACAAAAAUAUUUUAUGAUUUUUGGACAGUUUUUUAAAACAAAUUUUGGGUUUUAACUUUUUUUCAGUGUUUUAUUAAAUAUCUUGUUGUACUUUUGUAUGUUUUGAUAUAUUUUUUGCUUUUUCCAUAUAUUUUUAAAAUCUUCCAAUUUCCAUUUUUUUAGUUUGGUAAGAAAAAAUUCCAGUUUAUGUCAAGCCUUUUUUUCACUUUUGACAUAAUUUUGCAUUUAAUUAAAUAUUUCUCCAACUAAAUUUUUUGUCCUUUCUUAAUAUGUUGUGUUUCAUAGAUUAUUUUUGCCAUUUUUUUUUACUUUUUCAUUUAUUAAUUUUUGUGUUUUGUAGUUAGCUUUUUGUUUUUUGUUUUUUUCAGAUUUUUUGAUUGUUUUUAUAUCAAAAGAUCUGAAGUGUUUGUGCAUUUAUUUUUGGUUUCUUACGUUUUUUGUGAUUGCAUAUUGUUUGUGGAAUAUUUUUGCAGUUUUUUGUUAUGUAAACUUAUUUUGCAUUUCACGUAAUAUUUCUUUUGUUGUUUUUUUAUGUAUUUGAUAAUAUCUUGAAAUUUUAUUGUAGUCUGAAAUGGUUUUGUUUUGUUUUUUACUUGAAACAUUUUUGUGGUUUAUAUGAAAUGUAUUUAAAUUUAGUAAAACCUUUUUUGUGUUUGUGCAUUGCAGCUAUACCUGGUCCCUUUGAUACAAACAGAAAUUUCAAAUAAAACUGUCGAUUUAGUGACUUUAAUGCCAUAUUCAGGUGAUUCCCAUCAAUGACGAGGUCCCGGUGUUGGUUCCUGGUUUGAAACCGGUCCUCAGCUGCGCAGAGGGACAGGAAAUUAUCAUCACAGCUGAAUAUAUUUACGCUAUGGACGCUGACAGCGAUAACAGCAGUCUGGCCUUCCUAAUCGCCCGGCAGCCCUAUCAUGGCGUGGUCCUCCGAAAUGGCGUCAUCGUCGACCGUUUUAUCCAGGCUGAUAUAACAGCAGGGAUCAUUUCCUACAAACACACAGGUGAGCAAAGACGCAAAGAUCAUUGAAAUUUCUGCUGAACACCUAAGAGUUUGACCUUGUAUUUGUGGAAUAAAUCUGUUUCUAAAAGUACCUCAUCGUUUUUUCAGGUCUGGAGGUCGGACUCACUCCUCGCCAUGAUACUGUCACGUUUGUGAUUUCCGAUGGAGAUACAGGAAAUCCUGGUCUUUGCUGUAUUGAUGGAAAUCCCUCCAAGACCAGAGGAAAGACUCAACUACGAGACAGUCUACCUGUUUACGACCUCAAGAUCACUGUGUUUCCUGUCGACAGCCAACCACCCUCACUCACAGCAGGUGGGCCAUUUCUGAGUUAAGUUAGUAACACCUUCAUGGUCUUUAUCCUGCACAGAUUUAGACCCACAGGUGUGUUUUUGAACCUUUACUUAACCAGAUCAUAACCUGUUCAGAUCAGGAUCUCUCAUUGGCGCUGUUUGACUUUACUCGGUUGACUCAUCUAUCGCUCUGUUUUCUUUUGACGACCGUCAGGAGACCUUUUCACCGUGGAUGAGGGAGGAUCUGCUCCCAUAACCACAUCCCAUCUGAAAGCCUCUGACGUGGACACAGUCCUGGACGAGCUGGUGGUCAGUCUGAUCUCUCCGCCACAGUUUGGAUACAUUGAAAACGUCCUGCCCAGUCCUGGCUUUGAGAAGAGCAACACGGGCAUCAGCAUAGGUAAACUUCAGCAGCAUCAUGAGCAGGACGACGGGUGAUGUGUGAAACUGUAUUUUAUUAUCGAUUUGUGCUGUAUUGUUAUGUUUCAUAUUAAACUGUAACAUCUUGUUUCGUAUUGUGUCAUGUUGUACUGUAUUGCAUUUUAUCAUGUUGUGUCGUUUGACCUCUUUUUUUCCUCAGCUUCUUUCUUGUACAAAGACAUCAUGGACGGUCAUGUGAAUUACGUGCAGUCCAGACACCAGAGGAUGGAGCCCACAGCAGACGUGUUCAUGCUUUGUGUGUCCGAUGGCAAACACAGCUCUGCCCACGUCCCCUUUUACAUCAUCAUUAACCCCACAAACGAUGAGAUCCCGGAGUUUGAGGCUCGCAACAUCACAGUAAGCUUUUAUAUCUACUAAAUAUCUACUAAACACAAGAGGACACAGUAGAUUUGGUUUUGUCAGUAUUUACCAGCUUCUCUCUGUGUGGAGGUUCAAGAGGGAGAAAUGAGGCAGCUGGAUUCGUCAGUGUUGCGUGCGAUGGAUCUGGAUGUCCCCCAAAAUGUCCUGCUCUUCAGUGUGGUCAAACCUCCUCAGUAUGGCAGCAUCAUCAGCCACAGCAGAGUGAAGACGGGGUACAAGAGACGGGAGUCCGGUCCUCCAGUCGCUGUGGUGGACUUCACAAUGACAGAUCUGAUAAAUGGUAUUUUUUACAUGUCAGGGUAUUUCUGCACUUGGGUCAUGUGUUAUUUCUUAACUUGAAAUGGAUAAAUUUUUAGUCAUUUAUACACUUCUUAAGGUCUCUGAGGAAACACUGUCAAGGGGAAUGACACUUAGUACUAGACAUGAAAAAGUGAAAACAAACUUAUAUUUGCUUUUACUGUCAGAAUAAAUUCUGGGGUGGCACAGUGGUGUAGUGGUUAGCACUGUCGCCUCACAGCAAAAAGGUCCUGGGUUCGAAUCUGGGUCAGGGCGUUUCUGUGUGGAGUAUGCAUGUUCUCCCUGUGUCUGUGUGGGUUUACUUCGAGUACUCCACUUUCCUCCCACAUCCCAAAAACAUGCAGAAAUGGGGUUAGGUUAAUUGGCCACUUUCAAAUUGCCCAUAGGUGUGAAUGUGGGUGUGGAUGGUUGUUCUUCUCUAUAUGUCAGCUAUAUGUCUCUAUAUGAACUGGCGACUUGUCCAGGGUGUACUCUGCCUUCGCCCGAUGAUGCUGGGAUUGGUGACUCCAGCCCCCCUGCGACCUCAAACGGGAGUAAGCGUUAGAAAAUGGAUGGAUGGAUUGAUGUCAGAAUAAAUCAUAGUUUCAAAAGUUGUACACAAUUUAAAAGACAGAUUGUUUAUGAGGAGUAAAUGUAAAAAGCAGAAUGUCAGUGCCUAUCUGAAAUAUGCAUUCCUUCCUGUAGCCAGCAGGGGGCAACCUUACUAUUUGCAAAAACGUGUCCAUUUAUGUGCAGAUUUCUGACAAAUAAGCCUCACUUUGUGUUUCGCUCAUGAGUUUGUGGUUUUUACCCCUAGUUUGAACCCUUAAUGACAGAGGAAGCAAAGAAAGGAAGGACAGGAGGAAGAGUCGUGCUUUUAGAGUCUUAUUCUGCGACUUUAACUUGCAACAUUUUUACAAAAGAACUUUUAUCAACUUUUUCGCUCAGGUAUGGAUCUGAUGUACAUGCAUGACGACUCUGAGAACAUGGACGACAGUUUCACCGUCCAGCUAACAGACGGCAGACAUCAGCUCCACAAACAGGUGAUGGUUAAAGUCCUGCCAGUCAACGACGAGGAACCGAGAGUGAUCAGGUAAAAUCAUUAUACUCACCAUAUACAGUGAGCCAUGUGACAUAUAGAGACAACUUUCUUCUUCUUUGUCCUUUGUUUUUUAGGAAUAAUGGGCUGGAGGUGGAGCCCGGAGAGGCCCGGCUGGUGUCCAGUGUUGUUCUGUUUGCAGAGGACAGAGACAGUCCAGGUUCAGAGGUCAUGUACAUGUUUGAGAGCGUCCCUGCACAAGGAUUACUGCAGCUGAAGGUCAGUGAAGGGCUGAAACUACGAGUUUAGAUUUGUUGUCUGCAGACAGUUACUGAAAAAAACUGUUUGAUUAAGAAUAAUAUAAAAUAAGAAGGUGGUCAUGCUAAUUACACUCCUGAUAGGGUGAGCAGGGGCCUGAUGUAAAGGUGGGUGGAGAGCCUUACAUCGGGUAUGAAACACUGUUCCUGAUUUUGUCUCAGGAAGGUCAGGACUGGGUGACCCUGACAGCGGGGAGAAACUGCACUCAGGAGAUGGUGGACAUGAACCUGCUGCGUUACACACACACCGGCCUGCACGGAGCGAACAUACAGGACUUCUUUGUUUUCUACCUGUUUGACGGGAAGAAUCGAUCACCUCCGCAACACUUUCACAUCUCCGUCAAAGAUCUGGAAAAAGGUACUGGAAUGUCAGGGUUUAAGACCAAUUUCAUCCUGAUGUGACUCCAGUCUAACUUCUCCUCCAUGUUUCGUCAGGGAACAUUGCCAUCUUUGUAAAGCCGGUGAGUGUGAACCGUGGGGAUCGGGUCGUUCUCACCACAGACGCUCUGUUAGCCACAGACGGCACCAACAAACCAGAGGAGCUUCUGUACGUCAUCACUCACCCUCCUGCUCACGGACACAUUGAGUACAUCAAACACCCUGGGCUGACCAUCUCAACCUUCAGCCAGAUGGACAUCGCAGCAAAUCUGGUGGCUUAUGUUCACGACAACAGAGCGAGCGCUUCCACAGAGACAUUUCAGUGAGUGUGGGAAGCAGUUUAAACUCUCUCUGUCAGUGUUCCUCCUGCAGGUUUAAAAAAAUGGAGCAGAACUGUGGCGAUCAGGGCUGGUGUUUGUACAUUUGGUGGUUUUUGCACUCAAGCUCAAAGAGAACAGUUUACCUGGUGGAUCUUAAAUGGACAUAACAGCCUCAGCUGUUCAUUUUGUCCCAACGGAUAACCAUCAUGUGUGUGAUUACUCUCCAAAUGUUUAGGAUUAAAUUCUUCUAAUAGUCAUUAAAAAUAGUCAUAAAACUGGUUUCUCUGGUUGAAAAGGUCUUCAUGUGAGCUGUUUCGAACCUCAGUAGGUUUCAAAUGUCUCAUCUGGAAGCUGAAGGAAAAAUUUCACGUUUAAUCCACAGUCUUUUGUGUGUUUCUGCAGGUUUGUGGUGAGUAACGGUAAGACCAGCAGGAAUGGGACCUUUGACGUCACAGUGGAGAUGGUGGACCGCGUCCUGCCGUCCUUGACCUCAAACACAGGCCUCUCAGUCCCACAAGGGUCCUCCAUGAUCAUUAGUCCAGACUGCCUGACUUUAUCCGACCCUGACACUCCUCCAAGAGACCUGGUCUUCCUCCUCCUGCAUCCUCCUCAGUAUGGCAGCCUGAUUUCAGGAGGAAGACUCCUGACUGCUGGAUCAAACUUCACCCAGAGAGACUUAAAAGAGCUGGAGGUGACGUACAAACAUGAUGGAGGGCCGUCACUGAUCGACAGAUUCGCCUUUUCUGCCUCCGACAGCAGCAAACGAGGCUUCCUGCUCGAGGAGCGGUUACAAACAACACCUGUCUACUUCACCAUCCAGGUGGGAAAGUUAAUUUUUAUAUUAGUUCACAGGAUUUGUGGUGGAGUUUAAAAUCUGACACAUCAGCUGGUAGAAAUGACCAAGAAUAUGAGUGCUCCAGCUGUAAAAGAUGAUCAAUCUUAUGACCAGUGCAACAACAGCUGUAACCUGAUCUACCUUUUCAGGCAGCCCCUCACUGCAUCAAAACCCCAAGAGUCUGAACAUCCUUUGGCUCAUAUCUAGGGCAUUUGUGUUGAAAUACUUUACAUCAGGACAAAUACUGAUGAAAUGGUUUUUCCAUACAAUAUAUGUUAAAUUUUACAUACACACUAAAUGAAAAAUACUAAUAUCCUCUCAUGUCUUGAAAUGCAUAGACUCAGUAUUUGGCUGCAGUAUUACCAAAUCAGCGACAUAUUAUCACUCUUUAUCCCUACAGCUUAAAAAUACUGAGUAGACAUCAGAAAUGUGAGGGGUGUGGAGUCAAAACGCUCCAUUGAUCACAUUCAAAAUACCUUAUACAGAUUUCAUCAUAUAUAAGUCGGAACUCAAAAAAUCAGCGGGGCUCAGGGGGCGGAGCUUGGAUUUGCUACAUAGGAAAUCUCACUGUGUCUGAAUCUGCUGUUUGGGUCUGCCAGAGAUUCACAGUGGUUUGAAUGCAGAAAUACUUAGAAAAUGUAAUUUCGCACUUCGUUUUCUCAUGAUAUGUCCUGCAGCAUCAGAAAAAUGCUGUAUAAACAUGUAGACAACAAGAAAAACAUGAUUUUCAUCGGAAUGGGUCUUGAAAUUUUGCAUUUAUGCUUUUAUUUUGAAAUUUUCUACUUCUUGUACAUCAUGACUCACUGACAUAAAUGAAAACAAGUUAGAAGAACGAUUUGAAAGUAUAAAUAUUUGGUUGAUUAGUCCUAACCCUUACCUGAAGAAAUAAAAUCUUUGACUAUCAGUCUUCAAAAGCACUCAACCAUCUCUCAGAGGGCUGCUACAGCUAGCUUCCACGCAGCUGCUGCUUCUUCUUCGUCCCUCCUUCAUUUUAUGACAUGUGGCAAUCAGCGUAAAGGACAGCUACUUUGAACUCAUGGCAGAUUUUUUGGCAUCCAAAAAAUGUUUAAUUUCUUUAAAGAGACAGCUGUCAUCAUCAGUACUAUAUAUUACAGCAGCCCUCAGUGUUAGCAGCAUCACAGCUCUCAUACAUAGAGGUUAGUUUGUUUCUCUGUGUUCAAUGGGAGGCUGCAUUCAAGUGAAUUCAGAUAACCAUUAGUUUAAUCCUGGACCACUGGUAAUGAAAGCAUGAUGUGAUAUGGCUGUUGUAAUGAUUUAGAAAGAUAUGUGAAUACCUAUCUGUUAAGAAAACCCUCUAUUUGUUUCCAGAUCAAGCCUCUGGAUAAGUCAUCUCCUGAGGUUGUGAAGCUACUUCCUCUUUGGAAAGCCGAGCUUUUGGAUGACGGACGUUAUGGGAUCUUUUUGUCCUCUCAUGAGCUGAAGGCUGAGGACAGAGACAGCAAAGACGAGGAGCUGAUUAUCUGCAUCAUCCGGCAGCCGUACUUUGGUUAUUUAGAGAACAUUACCACAGGUUAGUCGAGGAAUACAUUUAGUUUGUUUAAAAUUAGGCAUAAAAAGCCUUACUUGGGUCAAGAUGAGUCUUUCUGUCUGUCUGUUGUAGGUGGUUUUGUUCCGCAGCGCUUCCCUCAGACGGAGCUGAAUAAAAGAUCGAUUGUCUACAUCAUCAACCCUGACAGACAGUCUCUGUCAGACAGUCUGGAGUUCUCCGUUUCUGAUCCUUUAGGGAACAGUGGACCCUCUCAUGUGUAAGAAAAGACACUGAAACACAGAUUUUUUAAAGAAUGUAUUGAUUCAAAUCCUCACCGAGCUAAACUUUCUCUUUGCAGACUUGAGGUCAGCUGGUCUACAGUGGAGCUGUCUCAAUCUCAUUACUCUGUGUGUGAGGAUCGAAGGACCGUCUCCCUGGAAAUCAACAGAAAAGGGAACUUAGCAGAGUCUUCAUAUGUCACUGUCAAGGUCUGCACCAAGUUUGUUUUCGUAUUGACACUUUAAGAGGGUAUAUGGCCCUGAAUUAAGAUGGAGGGGCAAAAAAGUUUAGACAACAAGGACAAAAUAAGACACUUUUGGACCAUAAACAUCUGCUUAAUCUCAAUCCUAUUGCCCCAGACUUUAAUCACAAAAACAAUGGCGUUACCCAGAAGAUCAUGGGUAAAGCUGGUUUUUAAUUCUACUAAUUACAUAAAAAAAAAAAAAACAGGAAUAUCCCUUAAUAUUCUUUGUAAGUUAAUUUAACUUGAAUGCUCUUUUGUUCCACUUUUGACACAAAUAUCUAAUGUUUUUUUGUCAGGUAAAGGAGAUGACAGCCACAGCUGGUAAAGAUUUCCUCAUCGGUUCGUCUUCCCUCAUCCAGUUUGACCCAGGUAUUUGCUCAGAAAUAGAGAACAUAUUGUAGUAUACGUACACACGUAUACUGUAUAUAUACUGUAAAAAGUGAUUUGCUCUUUAAGUUAUAUUUGAUGAUAUGUCUCUGUUCUGAGAACUCCCUGCUUUUCCAUGCUCCCCACAUGGCAGGGAGAGAACAUAUCUCCAACCUUUGCAUACAUGAAAAGCCAAGGCAGGGAGAGCAGCAGCAAAGAACUCUGGGAAAAAGCUUUCUGUCUUUCUAAGUGUUGAAGUGUACAUAUGACAGUGUUAAAGCCAGACUUAGCAGAAAAAGGAGGAGCAGGGUUUGAACGAGUAUUUUGAUUUACUAACUGAAUGUGUAGACAGCGCUGUUAAUAAUAUCAAAGAGUGCAUAUGAGACCUGCGUCAGCUCUGUGAUGUUUCUGUGUUUGUAGGAGUGUCAAAGAGGAUCUGGCAGACUGAGGUCAUUCAGGAUCAGCUGGAGGAGUUUGAGGAGAAGUUUGAGGUGCUGCUGGUCUCUCCUGAAGGAACUGUGAUUGGACAGACUGACCAGGCUCAGGUCACCAUCAGGGACUCAGGUAGACAUACAGACCAUAAAUAUGUGCACUUUACGACCUUAUGGAUAACAGGGUCACACUACGUUAAAAAAAAAUCCUAGUUCCCUGGGAAACUUUCUUUCUUUCUUUCUUUCUUUCUUUCUUUCUUUCUUUCUUUCUUUCUUUCUUUCUUUCUUUCUUUCUUUCUUCAAACUUUCUUUCUUUCUUUCUUUCUUUCUUUCUUUCUUUCUUUCUUUCUUUCUUUCUUUCUUUUAUCAUUUUUCUUGCUCUUUUCUUUCUUUCCUUCUCUUUCUUACUUUUUUCUUUCUCUAUUUCUUUCUUUUUUAUUUUACCUUUCUGUAUUUUUUUUAUCUUUUUUCUUUUUCCUUUCUUUCUCUAUUUCUGUCUGUCUUUUUUCUUUUCCUACCUUCUUUCUUUUUGUAUUUCUUUCUUUCUGUAUUUCUUUCUUUCUGUUUUUCUUUCCUUUUCUUUCUUUUCUUUUUUUCUUUCUUUCUUUCUUUCUUUCUUUCUUUCUUUCUUUCUUUCUUUCUUUCUUUCUUUCUUUCAAUCUUCCUUUUGCUUUCUUUCUUUAUUUCUUACUCUUUCUUUCUUUCAAUCUUCCUAUUUCUUUCUUUCUUUCUUUCUUUCUUUCUUACUGUUUCUUUCUCUUUCUUUCAAUCUUCCUUUUGCUUUCUUUAUUUCUUACUCUUCCUUUCUUUCUUUCUAAUUUUUUUUUUUAUUAUUUCUUUGUCUUUCUUAGUUUUUCUUCAUUUAUCUCAAACUUUAAGGACAAAAAAAGAAUUAAAAAAACAAAACAUCGAGCAAAACGUAUACAUAUGUACACCAAACAACUGUACAUGUCAAAGAUAAAUUUGUCAUAUGUAUGUCAAAAACAGACAGUUUGAGAAGGAACAGAAUGAAGCAAAGCAUUUGUGUAGUCCUGCCUCUCCCUCAAAUAGCUGACAACUUUUUUCCUUCUCGUCAUCACAGGUCAGUGCAGACUGAACCAGAAUCGUGAGGCUCCAGUUCUUGGAGGCAAAGAGGUUCGAUCUGACAAAUACCCUCCACAUGGAUCCAUCCAUCUGGAGAAACUGCCGCUCGGCACAGAGUCAGUCGUCUGGAGUCGAGGAGACAGCAUCCCCAAACCUUCAACAGACGUUACAAAGAAGAAACUGAAAGUUAGGGGCAAUCCAAAAACUGUGAGUGUCUCCUCUGACACACCUGUAAGGUUUGGACCUUUUUUUAAAGAUUAAUUUAAACCACUGCUGUGUUUUGUCACAGAUUGCACCGUCAUCAGUCUUCCACAAUGGUACGGAUGUUGUUUACACGGUAAGCAGCAGCUGAUACAAACCUGAGGUCACCUCUAGACUUUUGGAGAAACGUGCAAAAAUAAACAGUUUGUUUCAUCACAGUAUCAUGGGAUCAUGCAAAUGCAAGUGGAAGAUGAGACCUCCCCAUCAAGGACGGGCAGGAGAGCAAACAUCCGUGUGGUCAGCAGAGGAGCUCCUCAAAAUAAGAUCUCACAACCUCAAAGAAGUGGACCAACUCGAGCACACGUGAGAGCAAAAGUCCUUUAUUGUUUCUGCUUUCUGGAAACUUCACUAAAAGGUAGAGCAGUAUAUUCAACUCUCUUCAGUUUUGUGAUCAGAGCUGCACAGAGGUCUUGGAAAAUCAGGCUGAAAAUCAGGCUAAGCCUCAUGUUGUGGUCACAGUUGCCAAUUCCUAAUAAAAAAAAUCAACCUUUCGAUCUUUAAUGUGCUUUCCACUGACUGAAAGAGCCUUAAAAAUGACUUAUUAAUGGAUUAACUCUCAAAUACAAACAGCAGAGUAUGCCAGGUAAAACCACACUAAGGUGAUUUCAUUGAUUUGUUUGGCUCUUAGACUUCAUCCGAUAACUCUGUGCCCAAGCCCUGUGUGCCAGAGCUGAUGGGACUCCUGCAUUUCAACCAAACCACCAACCAGCUUUUCCACUGCAACGGCGUCAACUGGAAACCCUGGGCCCCAACUGAUCAGGUACGACAGCCUGAGAAGACCUGCAAUAGAAAGCAUGCAAUAGCUUCUCUGUGUGGAGGAAAAUCUGUUAAUACAACGCUGCAGCUGAAAGAUUUAAUCAGAGUCAACAACAACAACAAAAAAGAGUCAGACAAGACUUUUCACACAUGCACAGCACCAGAGCAACCUGACCAUUCCACAGCGGGGCGCCAAAUUCAACCCAAUCUGAUUUCUCACAGAGCUCAGUCAACACCUCUGUUUAUCACCCUCUGAAGGAAUUCUGUGCUGAUUCACUCAUGAUAAAAGUCUGAUUGUCUGCCCUUUUUCCUCCUGAAAAUCAGAUGGUUGGUGCCCAGAGGUGUCCUCAGGGUUGGACCUUUCAUGGCGGUCGCUGUUACAUCCUCGGCAGUGAGCACAAAGUCACAUGGAGCACAGCAAACAGAGCCUGCAGGGAGAGGUACGCUGUCACAUGGAGAAAAAAAAACUCCAGGAUAAUUUCAGACUGAGAACCUGGCUAUGCAUGCUUCUAAUUAGUCAUGUUUAAAAUUCAUGUAAUCUGAAUUAUCCCAAUCUAAAUUCUCCUUCAGAGGACAUAACUCAGCUUGUCUUUGUGAUUUUAGAUAUAAAGGAACUUUAGCAAGCGUUCAAUCUAAAGCUGACAUGGACUGGAUGUGGGACUUCAGUGGAAGAAAACCAUUUUGGAUUGGUGAGUGGCUCUGAAACUUUUCUCACAUUACUGCUCUGAUAUGUUGUAUAAACAUAAUGUCAGGAUUUCAGUCUUCACAACCAAGGUUUUCCAGAAGGAAAAUAAACAAAAAAUAAUAAUCAGUGUUUAUCCACAAAAAAAAAGGACAUGAGCAGAAGUGUGGAGCUGAUCCAAAAGAGCACACAGAAUAAAAACAGACUCAUCCCAUGUUAUAACAGACAAGUCAUGAAUGCAUUAAAGGUUCAAGAAACUCAAAGACCAAGCUCUUUAAUUUUGUACCCCAAAAAGACUAGAAUUAAUCAAACUUGUUUGCUGAAUUUGCUGUAAGACACCCAUAAAUUUCCUCUGAUCUCUUGGGGGGUCUUUCUGUGCAGAUGACAGCACAAAAAACUUUUUACUUGUCCUCAGAAAUGCAAACAACUGCAGUUCCUGAAACAGCCACUUGAGGCAGAUAAGUCCCACUUGUAAGUGUCAAACUUAACAGCAAGCUUGUGUAAAGCCUGGUACCUGAAUGCUUUUGGUCUCUAUUAGGGAUGUGCAUUUCAAGCAAAUGUACUAUCCGAUAAUCGCGGGGUAAUAAUCGAUUAUUGAUCGAAUAUUCGUCCCCCCCGCACACACACACCAGCGGGAAAGACAGAAAGAGAUCUGCGAUUAUCAUAACUCUGUAUUUUUAUUUUGACAGUGAUGCAAUUCACAGUACAACAUUAUAGAACUGUUCCACUGUUUAACCUCAUUACGCACACAGGAUAUAAUUAUCAACUGUGCCGCCCCCUCUAUAAACCAUAGGACAAAGUGAUUCUCUUCCACAGGACAGCUGGAAUCAUCCUGACAUAUUCAGACUCAGCGAUGUAGUUUCACUGUCCAGGCAUAACAAAAGUUAACAAAACCAUUUGCCAAAGGCACAGCCGAACGCACGUCUUUCUCACAUGCAGUACAAUUAAAAUACAGCCUACAGCCAAUAUAGCCUAGUUUACACUGUACCUCUGCCUCACUUGUUUGCUAGAAUAGCUCCACACAGAACUUUUAGACAGCUGAAGUAAUCUCUCCAUUGUGUUUAUUUCUUCUUCUAUGGUGGCAUCUUGCCCGCCACACUGUGUAUCAUGCAAAAACUGCCCCCUUACGGACGGUGCCAGUAAAACAACUUUUUUUUUUUUUCCAGAUAUGAUUAACUAUUUGACUUUUUAGGAUUUAAUGACUAUUCAAAUAUUCAAAAAUCAUUGCACAUCCAUAGUCUCUAUUCUUAUCUCUUUACAGCUGCAGGAAAGAUGAAGAUUUUUAACUCGUGUUUUGAUUGCUUUCAGUGUAGAAGUCAUGCUCAGUUAGUCAUUGAGGGUGUCUUGGCCAUUUGCUAGGCUAGCGUCACCUCUCUGACUGUGUCUAGCUUAGCCAAAUGUUAGCUGGAGUCUGGAUGUCCAAUAUGGCGACUGUUAGUGUUGGAUUUUAUAACACCUCUGGAUAGCGUCAGUAAGAAAUUGUUUUUGAAAAAAGUCUGCGUGUCCUUUGGCUUGCUUUUGCAGCCUAGGAGGUCACUGUUUGUGGUCUCUGUUUUUUGAGUGUCACCAAGCUGAUGCUAGAUUUGCAAAGAAUAUCUUGCGUUAUCUGCGACCUGCUCUUAGACUGUCUUCUAUUAAAACUAUUUUGCCAUUUUUCAAUUUGGCCUCAUUCUUCUUCUCGCUGUCUAAGGCCUUAAUGACAGGGAAGGCCGAGGACGCUGGGAGUGGGCAGAUGGCGAGCUGGUCAGCUACACCAACUGGAGGAAGACCCCGCCUCGCUCGAAGAUGAAGGGAAACAAAAAGUGCGUUCUGGUUUGGAAGAGAGCAAAAUGGCAAAUCAGAGACUGCAGGACGAGCAGAGGUCAUCGCUUUGUUUGUUCAGUGAAGACAUGAAAAAUUAUAAAGCAUCACAGCCGAGACCCACUGGAAGAGGAAGGACUGAUCCUCAGGACAUUUUUACUGUAAAACCUUCUCGAAAAGGAACUUUUGGAACUCAGCUGGAACUGUUUAUAUCAUUUUUAAUGAAUUUAUAACAUGACUUUUAUACUGUCUAUGGAGCUAAAUACUAUGUGACACAGUUUACACAUUUAUUUAAACGUUUACUCGAAACACUGAAAGUAUUAUUGUAUGUAGAGCUCACAAGGUUUACUUUAGAGUCUAUUUAAGGGUUCAGCCCCUAAAACUGGACAGUUUGACAAGACCUGGAGUUGACAUUUCUCAGAUCCAUUUCUGCACUUUGUUUUUUUUUUCUGGACACAAGAAAUGCAGAGAAAUGCAACAGCAGCAUAAACUUGAAAAAGUCUAAGAAUGACUUUUUUUAAUGUCAUCUGUUUUAAUAGGAGUUCUGCCUUCCAUGUAGAGCUCCCCUUCUCUUAAUAAACAAACACACUGGUGGUUAAAGCUGGUGGGAAAUCCGAAUAAAGCAGUUUUGUCUUCAAGAGCUUUUCAGGCACAUUUUUGUAGACACAUGGUUUUAAAAUGGGCUGUGAGCUGAGCUGCUGCUAGCUUUUUUUUAGGUGAGUAUUCCUGCUGUUUCUUUACAACAGGAGCAGAAUUAUCUUUGGUGUAUAAAGUGGAUCCACUUUAAAAUCUGUAUUUCUCUCAGCCUUUUGCAGUACAUGGGGCUGUGAGCUGAGCUGCUGCUUGCUCUAGCCCUAUUGCUGAAUUUGAUUGUGCAUAAGCUUAAAUAAUAAAACAUGACUCUGCCUGAACUUUAGACAGUUAAUUAAAAAUAUGGUUAGCUACUGCCAACUGUAUCCCACUAACACACAAUAAAAGUAAACACAUGUAAGUGGAAUACACAUCAAUUGGGGACUGUGAGCAGUUGAUAGUUUAAAGUCCUUUAUUACUUCAAGAGAAUUGAAACUGUGACAAGAUAGUUCGCUCUUUACCUAUUCAAAAAUAGAUUAAAGCUAAAGCUCAUCAAGGAAUAGCAGUUUUUUUACAAAAUCUCUGUUACUCUGGUGCUUUUUUGCAGAUCUUUGGGGGCUGUGAGCUGAGCUGCUGCCAACAUUCGAUUUAUUGUCUUUAAUUAUAAGGCUGAACCUACUGGUCUUGACUGUAAACACACGUAAAGUAGUUGAUUUGAGCACAGAGCAAACACCCCAAAUUCUCAGUGUUUGCAUCAAUAUUUGCUGAUAUUGUCCUCUGUUGGCAGUUUCCUAUGAGUCAUGCAACUUCCUGCAUUCCAGUCCUGUUUAUUUCAUUUUUUAAAAUUUGUGCCUAAUCUGAUUAGCUUAAAUUUAACAAUCAGAACUGUUGAAGAGAUGCUCUGUUUGUUUUCCAAGUCAGGGAGCAAAAUAUGAUUAAAAAGAUGAUUUGUUUACCGUCGACUGGACUACAAGGGGGAAAGAGGAGGUAAAAGCACAGACGGAGGUGCUGUUUCUGGAGAGGAAUGGGAGGGGAAACGGAGAGCAGGCUGUUAAAAAGGUUCAUCCAGCCCCCAAUAAAAGACCUGUUUUUGUUUUGUUUGGGCUCAUGCAUAUAAAGGAAUCUUAACCUCUUAUUAUCCUGAAUUCCCAAAAAGAAAACUAUUUAAUUUUGUGCACAAGAGGUCAGACUGUGAACAUAAUGUAAUUCUCUUAUCUUGUUCAAACACUCAAAAUGUAAUUAUUUGCUCGGAACAAGUGAUCUUAUGCAAACAAGAUGAUGACUUAUGCACACAGGAUAAUUAGGUUUUGUGUACAAGAUGGUUAAGCUGUUUUCACAGUAUUACAACUUGAGAAUGAAUGAUAACUGAUGUGUUCCCAUCAGAAGUUAACAAAUUCACUCAAGAUAAUCUGCUCCCAGAAUUCAGUUGAAGAACAAGAUAAUCAUUUUAUGGCAUCAGUAUAACUUGUUCGCACAAGAUAAGGCAAUCAACUCCCUUCCACAAGAAUAAUACUUAAUAAUUAGAUCAUGGGUCCAAGACAAAAAAAUAUGUUUAACUGGAUCAUUAAAUUUUCAGAACAAACAAUCAUCUUGCUUUGGAUAGAUAAAAUCUUACACACAAGAUUGAUAUGAUAAUUAUGUUGUGCACCACAAGACCAUUAUUUUGUCCCAUGAUAGCUUAUAACAGUUUAAUGAUCUUGUAGAAAUGAGAAAUACUUGUGUAUACAUGAUUAUUAAAUUGUACCUACAGGAUUAUCAUUUUGUUCCUACAUGGUAACUUACAUGAAAUUUAAUUGUGAGAACAAGAUUACUACUUGUGCGCACUAGAUAAUGACUCGUUACCACAAGAUAUUAAAUUGUUUCCACAAGAUAAAAGCUUGUCACUGCAAAAAAAAAGGUAACUGGUGUGAGCACAGUAACUUGCAUACAAGAUUAUUAUUUGUCCCCACAUGAUAAUGAUACUGUGUGAACACAAGAUCAUUAUCUUGUUCCUGUGAGAAUUUAUGACAGCUUAUUUUGCUUGAAUCAGAAUCGCCUGUGACAACAAGAUAAUAGCUUGCACACAAGAUUUUAUGUGUUCUACUUAAAUACUUGUUCACCUAAAUCAUUGUAUCAGAAAAAUUAUCUUAUGAGAACAAGAUUAUGACUGUGAAAACAACUGAAUUAUCAAAUGUGCAAAAUACAGCUAUUUGAAGGAACUUUGUAUUAUCUUAUCAGAUCAGUUUUUGUGUGAGUACAGAGGCUAUUAUCUUGUUGUAACAAUUUGUUAUCUUGUACACACACAAAUUAAGAUCUGACAAGAUAAUAAAAAGUUCCUCUGGGACGGUUUGAUUUUGCACAUUUGAUAAUCAAGUUGUUGUCACAGGAUUUAAACACAUGCACACUGCAAAGUCAUAUAAGAUGUCAUAUAAUGAAUGCACGAGUUGUUUUCACAUGCACACAGGGUUGAUUUGUCGUGCACAGAAUAAAACACAUUAAGAUAUAAAUCAGUUCUCAGAUGAUAAAAUCAUCACCAGUUUGCAGAUUUUUACAGUCACGGGAUCAAUCAUCAGAGAUCCUAUAUUUUCUUUCAAAGCCAAGAAAUUGAAUUUUGAUAAAGUCUGAUCCAUGACGUGAUAUUAUCUGAGUGUCUUUGUAAAAAUAUGGGCCUCUUAUCACAAUCUUAAUGUGCCUUUAUUAUAUGACUUAUAUGAAAUAUAGGUAAGUAUAGACGUGUCCUCUCUGCCUUGUGUAAGGCUCUGUUGUUGUUGUUGUUGUCCUCCCUCUGUAUGAGAAUCCUGCUGUUAUGGAGAUCUGGGCCAGUGGGUCCUGCGAACCACAAGGUUAAGCGCCAACGUGAUUAUCCCCAUCAUGUGAUCUACAGACCGGCCAUGAAAGAGAGCUUUUUAUAUGAGCUGUAAGAACUCCUCAGAGGUUUGCAUGAAUUCAAAAGGAUACUGGAGAUCUUCUUCAGCUCGGUAAGUCCUCUUCGUACCGACCACAGAGAUCUGUCUGUCGUGAGUGUGAGCUGAGUCUGAGAUUGAGUUUGUUUCAAAAAUCAGCCUGACUCUUAUCAUGUCCUGUAUCAGUUAAUCAGAGAUGAAUGAAGAUUUUUUACAGCUUUAAUUUUUGAAAACUUUGAAGAAACUGUUCAGAGAUUUUUCUGAACAUGACUAAACUAUAAGGAAAGAUUUUAAAGUUAAAGGACAGUCACACGUUUCCUGAUGUUUCACCCCCAGUCAUGAAGAAAAUGGAGUCUUUUUCUGUGAGCUAACAUGCUAAGUGCAUCAGCAGCUGCUUAUUAAACUUCAGUGUAUCUUCUCCAGGAAAACAGAGACUGUCUGAAAUCACUCUAUCUGUCUAUUCUUAGCUCUUCACACACAGCGCAGCCCUGUUUUUGAACAAUAUUCACCUUUGUGUGAGUGUUUCUCCCAAAGCAAGUCACUCUGCUGCGCUGACUGUAAGGAGCUUUUAUUUGUCUGCUGUUUUACUGAAAGGAUUGUUAUUUCUACCCUUAUAUUUUUGCACAUUUUGCCCUUAAUGUGAGGUAACCGUGUCAGCUUGUUAACUAUUAUAUUCUGCUGUCAAUUUUCCGUCCCUGGGAAAGUGUCCUUAAAAAGAGCCAGAUGACUUUUUAAGUCACAUUGUGUUGCAGUGUUUUAGCUAAUCUUUGCAUAUAGUGAAUGUUUAAUGAAAUAUUUUGGUGAAUGAGCACAGUUAGUAGCUGUUUGAGGGUGAAAGAUGCAGACUGGUAUGGAUAUCAUGCCUGUUUUAGGACUGGGGUACAAUGCUGGAGUCAGAUCAGGCAUGAAGACUGAGCUAAAGUUAAGAAAAGAUCUCUAUAAGGAAGUUUCAGAGCCACAAUAAACAGUAGAAAUAUCUAAAACUUUGGUAAUAAUAGGAGAUAAAAGCAUACAAUUACUGGGAAAUUGUUGAAACAAAAUGAAGAGAUAGUCUUAAGAAAAAAAAGUUGAAAUACCACAAGACAAAAAGUCCCAAUGUUAGACUCCAACUGUGUGCUUUUAUGGGGAAUAUAAGAAAAGCAGAGACUACUGUGCUGUCGUUUUUAUGAAUGACUGAAGACUUCAUCUUUGUCAGUACCACAUAGUCUUAAGUAUUGGGACUCAAAGACGGAUGGUCUGGGAUGGUGAUUCUCAACCGUCAGGGUUAUGAGAUAGUUUAUGGGAGAAGGUUGUGGACAGUGACACACUUCAGAGGUUUUUAUAUCAAGCACUUUUCCUGAUUACUUUCACAUAAUAAUUUUAAAAUAAGGUGGUUAACAAUAAGCAACCCACAGGCUUUUCAGGGUAACCAACAAUAACGAUAACGAGUGGGUACAUACCAAUCAGGUACUUUAUCACAUUUUAUCCAAUGGAUUGGGAUCCACUGGGACAGUAACCAAAAGCACUUUUUCAUGUUUUUAUCUCCCUGAAAAACCAAAAGACGAUUGGUAUAUUUAAGUCUCAUAAAAGACAUGCAAAAGACCUAACUGAGACAGCAUCCAGAGGGUUAAUUUUUACUUUUCAUGCAGUGAAAUGGGAUCCAGUGCAUCCAAAGCGCUCUUUUCAGAGGGCUAAUAUUGCCUUUUAUCAGACAGAGGUGCAUCUGAAAGGCAGUUUUGAUGUUUAAUCUUCCUUAAGGACAUUUUUCUUUUAUUAAUUUUAAUCAACCUGAAUAAGAACACAGACUGAUUAAUCAGUCUUUUUAACCAAGUAGAGACGCUUAAGAGGCACCUUUUGUAUUUUAACCAUCUAAAAAUAUUCUGCUUUUAAUCUAAUGAAAGGGCAUCUGAUAGAGCAGUUUAUUCAAUUUCAUCCACUAGAAGAGUAGAUAGUGGGCUCAUUUUUCUCUUUCAGUCUAACAGACAGGCAUCCAAUGUGAACUUUUUAUGUUUUACCCAUCACAAAAGACACUCAAAGGUCUUCUACUUUUAAUCCAAUAAAAGGGCACCCAGAGGACACUUUGGUUAUGUUUUAUCCAAACUUUACAUGAUUUCCACUUAGGGUUGUUUCAGUGCUGUGCAGACUGGCAGCAUGUUUGGGUUGCAGCUCAAACUGAGAACCAGUGGUCUACAAGGCAUCCUCUUAACCCCCAAUACCUUAUUCUUGUAUUAUUUUAAUCUAAUUUAAAGAUUAGUCUUGGCUCCUAGUCUUGGCUCUGAUACUCUGUCAGUACUCCAGACCCACUUGGAACUAUCAUGUUCUGGUUUUCUAUCUGCAUAGUUUCAGAUUGUGUUAACUCAGUAAACAGAUAUCUUUAUUUGAAAACAGACCAAGUUUUCUUUUGUGUCAGAACAUCUCAGUUUUCUUUGUAGUCUGAGCAGCAUUGUCUUCAAGUAUGUGAGCAGGCUUUGGCUGCAUGCAGGGAAACCAUUUGUAGGCAGUGCACAGCAGCUCUAAUGAAAAAGUGGAGACUCCUGAUUUUUAUCUGAUUCAGUUUUUGAGUCAUAGUUUUUUGAUUAUUGAAUGUAGAUGGAGCUAACCAGCCUUUAACACAUCAUCUUUCCUCUCCAAAUCCAUUUUUACAUCUUAGGUUAGUGUAAACAUUCAUUAACAUACGGUAAGGUCCAUUUUCCUCUGCAUCUUCUUUUCUUUAAAGCCACAAACCACAUUAAUAAAAAUCACCCUAUAAAGCAUGUACCACUAGAAGCGUUAUAGGUUUCAGAUGACACCCUGUGAGUUCUGGGGUUGUGGAUAACAUUGUGAGAACAAUCUGAAUGGUGAUCAGAUAGUGGUAAAGUGUGUUGAAUUAAUCUCUUACAUGUCAGCUGGAAAUAGAGAAGAAAGGCCCAGUGAUCUGGGUUAGCAUAUACAGGAGUGCAUCCACAUUAUAAAGACUAAUAAAAGACAACACAGGAACUCUAAUACCACUGAUACCACAUGGAAAAGAAGACUCUAAAGGAUCCAGCUUUUACAGCCUACAUGGUUCGCUAAGGAUGUACUGAAGGAGAUGGUCUGGUCAACAGAGGAUUUCCUGUUUCAGCUCUUCCUCUUGGGUCACACAGUAAUAGUCCCUGUCACCUUCCAAAAGGUAGCCAGCUAGCCAACCAACCAGUGUUGUAGUUUGAAGUUGAGUUUUUUGCAGAUUUGAGAGGGUUGUCUUCUGUUUUGUGGCUUCAUUUUAGUAGAGAAUCAUUACAGCUUUAAUUCUCAGGGGUCAAGAUUGGCAUUUGAUGGUCAGGUUACGAUAAGAGUGCCCUUUAUUGGAUCAAAUGGCAAACUACUUCUGAUGAUCUGAUGCGCUGAAAAACCCCAAGUUUGAACAAACUGGAGUUUCAGAUGAGAAGUGACUUUAACAUAACAAGCAUCAACAGACUCAACCUACAGCAAAUGCCACAGUGUAAAUUUAAUGCAGAAGCAAAGAUCAGACUGCAUUUUAAGGAGCCUUUGAAAUGGGACAGCCUCUGAUGCAUUGCUGUGGUUUAAUUGCUCUUCAAAUGCACCCUUUAGUUUGAACACAGCUUUAAGUUCAACCACUCAGUCAGUCAAAACACAAUGACAUGUAACGGUUUAACCCAUUCAUGCCUCUGAACCCUCUUUGUAUUUUCCUUCAGGUUUGAUCAUGACCAGUUCAUCUGAAUUCUCUCCUACUCUUCAACCAUAAAAGCUGGAGCUGAGGAGGUCACACCGCCGACGUUUUUCUCAUGGAUCAUCAAUCCUCAGGCCAACACAGUCAAACAAGCCAAGUCCCGACCUUUCAGUGGCUUUCUUUUGCUUACCAGAAUCUGAAAGAAAUCCCCUAUGAGACUAUUCUAACAUCCACAGAGACUCUGGAGGUGCUGGACCUAAGUAACAAUCUAUUGGAGGAGUAUCCUUUACUUAAUGACCAAACAACUGCACAGCCAAUAAGACAAAAAAGGAGGUCCUUUGGUUUUACUGUUUCCUUUCUGCCUCAGCCUCAGCAGCAUAGUAACAGCGUAGCUUGAAUACAGGUUUACCAUUUAUGGGGUCAUUCAUCAUUUCUAAUGGAUUUCACUUGCAAAACAGUCCACACCUUAAAGCAGACAAGGAAAUGAUUGAAAUCCUGCUUUUGGAGAUAAAGAGUCCAUGUACAACCUUGGGAAAUAUCAGAAUAUCACAGUCUUUGGUUCAUAAAUGCCUUAUUUUGGCAAAGAUAACACCAUAGUCAUCCAAAUGAAUACUAACAGGGAUUUUAACUCUCUAAUUUGGUAAAAAAUUACAGGAUAAAUCAGGUCUCGACAUCUAAGACCUAAUUUCCACCAGUUAAAAAAAAGAUAUCAACCUCUUAGAAAACACAGUUGUUGGUUUAUAUCGAUCUGAAUUUCGAUAGGUAUGAGGUAAAUUGAUAUUUUAGUGAGCGCUAGGUGGGAUUUUGACUCUGUUAUUUGGUUAAAAAACUGGGUAAAAUCAGGUCUCAUCACCCAAGGACUUCCAAAAUAUGGCGGGGACAUUAAUAUGUCAGAAAACACAAUUCCUUGGACAAGUUUGAUAUUUUGUAUCAAUAACAAUGAAGAUGUUGACAAUCCAGUGAGCACUCACUAAUGUUUUCACACUGAUAUUAUGUGGAAAUAGGUUUUGGACAUUCAAGACCAUAUCUCAGCCACUUUUCCACACUAGAGUCAAAUUGUGGUUAAGAAAACACAACUUUGGAUUAUAACUGACUUUUUUUGAUGAUGGUGCCGUGGACUUCCCAAUGAGCAUGAACUGGUGUUUUUACUCUAAAAUUGGUUAUAAAACUAGUUCUGGGUGUGGAAGACCCCAUCUUAGCCAGUUUUCAUUAAGAUAGCUAGUUCUGACGUCAACAUACGGAAACCACAUUUUGCUGUAACAACAAGUUGUUGAUUUUAGGGUUAAUGGAGGCCAGAGAUCAUCAUUGUGAUUUUUCCCCAAACUAAGUUUCCUGAGGUUAAAAAAACACACGUUAAACAAUAAAUUUCAAGCUUCUGUGAAGAGUUAUCAGCUUACAGAACAAACAGAAUUUAACAUUGAUGCCCUUAUUUCUGUUGUGCUGUUGUAAUCUUUAAAACUGCAUGUGCAGCUUCUCAAUUUCCAACCUCUUGAUUACCUGUGGUGUGCUACCCUGAUUGGCUGCCUAAAUGUUUUGGGUUUUUUGGGUGCAGAUGGAUGCAGAGGUGGAAAAACACCAAAACAGUUAUGGAGAGCUCUUCAGAAGAAUCGGUGAUAGCACCCUGCACACACAAUUCGGGAUCUAACAGGAGGAGCUGUAUUUACAGUAGCAUGUCUCUGCAUUAUAAUUGAGUGCUAGUCCUACUUUCUUGUCUUUCUUGUGUGGUUGGCCAUGUUAGUAUGUCAGUGUAGGAGGAUGUGGAAUUGGGAGUGGGGGCGGCUCUGAAUGCAUGCCUUUGCUCAUCACUUCUGCCAUUACAUCACCACAGGAGCUAAUUUGAAACCUCUUGCUAAGCUGGAGAACAACUCGAGUUUGCAUAGGCAAGGAGAAAUGUGCCUCUCAAUGUGCCUUCAAUGACUGAUGAAAUUAUGUUAAUUGACCCUGAUAGUGGUGAAUGACAGGCUUGUUUGUCUAAGGUCAUGAGGUUCAGUCAAGCUUUGAUUCUUUAUUAUCUUUGUAGAUUUACUUUGCCACUGUAACACAAGCAUUUCAUUGUUUCAUAUACAAGAUGCAGCAUGAAAACAGCCAUGAUUGUGUGGUGAAUCUUGUGACUGAAUCAGAUGUCCUGGUGAAAUCUGGUCCAAACAUACUGUGGGUGUUUAAUCAGUGUCUUUGUAUAGUUAGUGGAAAAACUUUUAAUGGGCAACCAGUGUUCUCUCAUCUUUAGGGAAGCAAUGAUUGAUUUUAGAAACAGUAAAUAUUUCUUUUUAAAGUAACCCAACCCAAAAUGCAGAAAGAAAAGGGUUCCUUGUGGUUGUUUGUGCAAGAUUGGUCCAGUGAGUGUGAGUUAAAUUAGUCUCGCAAAGAGGAAACAUGUUGAAAGUGAACCCUGAAUUUAGCCUUAAUAAAGGAAGGACCAAGCCAGGACAGAGUUAACACUGAGUAUUGACAAUAGCUGCAUGUGUUUCUUCUCUGAUCAUAGACGCAGAGGUUUCUUAAUUUUGACAAUGUUUUGUCCACAAAUCUGUAAAAGCAUUGCAGAAUAAAAGCUCAGCAGCACCAGUUAUUAGUGUGCUAUUGCCAAACUAAACUCUUCCUCACUCAAUUAAAGGAAGAAUGAUUGUGUUUGACCAUGAUGGAUACUGAGAUGACGGUAAUGAGCAGAAUUGGUUAAUCAAAUUCAUUACUCUGUCUGCACAGUUCACAAGAUUGUAAUAAGAACAGCUGAAAUGACAGGCCAAUGACUUGAUUUGUACUUGUUACAUCACCAUGGGUGUUUUAGUUUUCUUCACCAUUUACCCUCUGGGAGGUUGUUGUUUUAGCAAGACAUGAUGUUGAUUCAGUCCAUCGUGGUUUAUUUGAGUUGCUGUAAAAGCUUUUGGUGGUGCUGCAGAAGAAAGACUAAAAGGAGGAGCUGGUGUGUUUGGCUGUUUGAUUUGGAUGAUGGGGACUGGAUAAAAGCAGCUAAACUGCUCAGCAUCCAUAGAAAUCAGGUGCUAGACCGUCAUAUGGGAAAAUAGCCACUCUAUGUUAGCUGGUCAGCAUCCAUAAAUACACCUAAAAUGAAUUUCUUUGUCAUUUUUCGUACAAUUUUGAAUCAUUUUCUAGAUAUUUUACUUUCUCACUGUGUAGGUUAUUCUUCUUGUGUUGUACGUCUCAAAGACUAGUAUCAGCAAGAGUUUUGUUUUAUCUUUUUGUUGGUUUCUGUGAGGAAAAAAAACAACUGUUGCAGUAUUUUAACUCGAUUAGAUGAGGAAAAUAGCAUUGGCUACUUAGUUUAAAAGGUGACGAGGUAUAUUCAAAAAAGGAUUUCCAAUUAUAACAAAAGACUAGACUUCCAAGCUCAGAUUUGGACCUGUAGUACCAAACUGUGAAAACUCUUCCUAUCGGGAUUCUGUUAAAUUGCAGGAGAUGGGCGCUCAAAUACUAUAUAGAUCCCACAGUUUACAGGGAACUUAGUUGUUAUUGAUAACUUUAAAAAUGUAUGAGUAUUAUGGGUACUUUGGUCGUUUGACUGAAACACCUCUGUUUUUCACCUAUUCAUGUCAUGUGACUGUAGAAGAAUGGAUAACAAUGACACUUAGUGGUAACGGUAAAUUGGGAUGAUUUCCUUUGCUCCUCAUUGGUCAAAGUCUGAAGGGUUCAUCCUCUGGGGAGUUUAAACAUUGUUUUUUUUAGCAUUUGGUUCUGUUGUUCUAAAUUAGGAAACUCCUGCUUUAGACUUGUAUCUUGAAUUUAGAGUUUCAGUUUUUGUGGUACAGCCAAGAUCAACAUGUUGGUUUGCUGAAGGACUAUUGAAUUAGGCCGAUAAGUAACUUUUUUGAUGAUGGGGCUGCAGGAGAAGUUUAUCCAGUUGGCAAAGUCAAUGCUAAUUCUUAGUUUAACAGUAUUGUAUCCUUUUGAGGUCCAGGUCUUUGGUGGGGAUUAACAAAGUCUUGGAUUGCUUGGUUUUAAACUCUGUAUGCAGUGUUUGGUUCAUGUGGUGCCAAAGUGGGGGAACUCUUGUCUUGGACCCUUUCCAUCUCCAGCGGCCCAAGAUCAACAUCGGCCGCUGCAUGGCACCAAAUAUCAAACAUUGAUAAGGUCAACAGAAAAGUCUUGAAAGGAAUUGUGUUACACGUUGGUGUUUUCUUUAUCUGGUGGGGCUAUAAGAAAAUUAACACAGUUACUUGUUGAGUUGUUUUAGAGGUAUUCUCUCCAUUGGUUGCCAAGAUAAGCUUGGAUCGAAAAAGCUAAGAGGGCUCUUUCUCCAGGUAUUAAAACACAAACUACUGCUAAGACUGAUGGAGAUGUCUUAAGUUUGGAGUUAUUCAGUUGUUUUAUGGUGUUUUCUGACUGAAAAUGGGGCCAAAGGAGAAGUUAGGAGACCCAUAUAAGGAAAAGCACUUGGUUAAAUGAUCAUCAGUUCAUUAGAUGUUACUGCAUCUAUCUUGGUCUGACAAAGUUAUAAUCAUCAUCUGGAGACCAAAACUUUGUUGACACUACAUAAAGAAUCAUCCAAUAAUUGUUGAGACAUUUUAGCCAAGAUUUAAACAGUAGACCCGCUGACUCAUCAUUGUUGGCAUGGCUCAGGACUGAUUGUUGACUUGUCUAUAUUUGCAUAGAUGUUUUAAAUUGACCCAUCUCAGAAGAAAUACUCUUGGGCCAAUGUUUGUGAAUUCAAGGGUCCAAGAGUUUCAGGAUCUUAGAUGAUGUCAGGGACUCUGUAAGAGAAUCCUCACUGUGUGUUCUCCUUUAUUGAGUACUUAUUGGAACCCGGCUCUGCUGGGACGGCUGGAGAAGCUCAGUACGCUGAUCCUGGACAGCAACAACUACACGUCGCACAUCAAGUUCCCAUACAUGCCAAGCAUCACCACAGUGUGCAUCAACAAGAACAAGAUUAACAAUCUGCCAGUGUUCGUAGAGGAAAUCAAACGGAAAUUCCCAAACAUAAAGUAAGACCAGGACUGUUGAGCAUCUCUGGUUGGGAACUAUUGGAUAAUCUGUGAUUUUCAUUCUUUUUGUCUUCUUCUUUCAAACUCAGAAUCCUCAGUAUGAUGAACAAUGAGGCAGCACCAAGCUAUUUUAAUGGAGGAACACUUACCCAAUACAAAGACUACAGGUGAGCACCAAGGUCUCUUUUCUUAGAUCACAGAAACCAAACCAGAAACAUUUGAAUAAACUGAUUUGAGCAUUUUUACACAAAAAAAAAGUAAUUUAACAAGUUAAAGAAGCCGUUUAAGCAAAUACAGAAAACUUGGUAAAUUUCUCUGCCUGGAUCAGGCACUGUAGGGGGGUGGGGGGUGGGUGGGACUUGUGGCUUGCCAUGGCUGUGCUAAUACGUUAACAGAUUCACAGAGUUUACAUACUUAGCAUUCCAUAGUUUUGGCGUAUCGUUAAAGGAAAAGGCUGAACUUCUGAUUUCCUUCCAAAGAACUGGCCCUGAAGGAUUGUAAAAAUCAACAAAGCAAGCCUUAAAAAGCAGUAACUUUAACUAACUUUUGCUGGCAGGCUGACAUUUCGGUUAUUUGCCAGUUUUUCUUGAUUAUAUGGUGGCAGCUUUCUUAACUGAUUGUAGUUGAUGAAUGGAUUGUUCUGGAAGACUGUGAACAGCCAGAUAGCUUUUAACUCAGUGCCUGAUCUUUGCAGCAUUUCUUAAGUGAAAGAAAGCUGCUUUGGUCUCUUUCUUUAUAUGAGAUUAAAAAUGUAAGACUUAGCUGAGGAUAAUACCCAAACUCAUGACUCCUGAUUUAAUCCAUGGUUAUGUGUACAUAAAGAACAAAUGAAGCUUUAUGAACACACCAGCUACCGGCCUCUUUGUAACACCACAGCAGGUGUGUCAACUUUAUGAAACAAGUCCAUUUGUUGAACUUGAGAUAUGAUAACCUUUUAAUACAAUCUCUCUGUGUUUAGUCAUGACGUAAGUAAAUACAGUCACCUGUUAGUUUAGGUUUAGGGUUUGACAACAAACUAGGGCAAGGUUGACUGCCUGAAUUGACUCGACUCCAGUUCACUCCAAGUCCCAGUUGGAUUGGAUCUGAUUCAGUUUGAUUUACUUUUGAUAUAAAAGUUUGUUUCAGUGUGAAAGAGAAAGGACAUACAAAAACAGAAGUAAUCAGAGUCAGCAAGUUUUAGACAAUACUUCACUUUGGUAAACUGCAUAACAUGCAUGUAACUCUUGCAGGGUAAAGGUUAAGCUCAGAUGGAAAAGGUAUUACCUUACAAAAAGCCUCGAGCAAUGUCACUAGAGCUCAGGAUGCAGCCAGAAAGAGUGUUUGGUUCUGUCGAUCCUGCCGACAACGCCAAAGUAGUCUGGUUGAGAAGUUUCACCCAGUUUUAACUAAUUCUAUGGGUAUAGUUAUAUCUGCUUCAUUUAUUUGGUCAGACACACAAAUCAGCUCUUGUGUUCCAGUUACCUGAGAAGUCGGAACUGGGAAUGAUGCUACACCCGAGUUGACAGCAUUCCACUUAACAAGUCAGAAAACCAAGAUGGACGCCUACAGUUAGCUGUUGUUAGCUGUUGUUUACAAUAGUCAGCUGUCAUUAGCCGUUGUCAGCUGUUGUUAGUCAUUGUCAGCUGUUGUUAGCUGUACCAGUUGUAAACAACGCAUAACACAGUAUUUUACUCUACAAACACCAUAGCACCGUGUUCACAGUUAGACCUUGGGCAGUACAUCAUAUACCACUUACUUAAUUUCACAAAAACUUAACAGAAGUGCCAAUAAAUCAUACAUCACGAGAGCUUUCACUGUUACUCUUUACUGUUGAUGCACUGCACCUCCAUCUUGGAUUAUGACGUUGUCAUCAAGUUGGGGUUGGCGAGGAUCGCCCGGCUUUCCGAGCCGGAAAUCCGACUUCAGGGAGGUGUCCCAGAUUAAUUUCCAACUUGGAGCUCGGAAAUUCCGACUUCCGAGUAUAACUGGAACGGUACAUUAUAUACACGCCUCUCCAUUAUAGUGACAACAGACCCGGUCUAUCCUUUGGGGUAAUGAUCUCACUGGAACAGGAAAAGCCUUCUUUCUUAUCAGAUAUGAGCAGAUCACUGACUGCCCCCUACCAAAGCUUAUAACUCUUGCGUUUGGACCUGUACACAGAUCUCGUUUUCUCUGUGUUUUUGUUCUUUCCAGACAGUAUGUCAUCAGCCAGAUUCCAGGCCUUGAGAUCCUGGAUGACACAGAGGUCCUGGAAAAGGAGCGAGCCCAGGCCAGAAAAACCUACAGGCUUCAGCAGAGCAGACAAAACAGGAGGAGAAGAAGGGAGGACUCGUCAAAGAAACACACGCACACGCAGAAAAAGUCAAGUGCUAUCAUAGGAGAAUAG